Molecule: messenger RNA, 3924 nt
Organism: Oreochromis niloticus (Nile tilapia)
Lineage: Eukaryota; Metazoa; Chordata; Actinopteri; Cichliformes; Cichlidae
Product: dual specificity protein phosphatase 22-B
Exons: 6
Coding region: 1397-1954 (185 amino acids)
Biological process (GO): protein dephosphorylation; signal transduction
Cellular component (GO): cytosol
Molecular function (GO): protein tyrosine phosphatase activity
Source: RefSeq, a predicted model, not a curated record
GUGCCUUUUGUCAUGUGUGUAAAAAAAUUGAUUUAUUUUCCGGAUAAUGUAGUAGUAGUUUGUUUCAGUUCCUCAUACGGAGGGGCAUGUGGUGAGAUGCUACACUGAGCUCAGUUUCUAUAGAGUCGAGAGGUCACAGUGUAAAGCUGAGCUAUUGAAAUAUUGGAUUUUAACAAAAAAAAAGUGUGUUUUUUACCCUCUGAGUGGGUAUAAAUCUGCCAGCAGCUGGGGGAAACAUUACUUUGAGCGCUGAUGUGAAUAUUUGAGUGGUGGUGUGGGAGGGGAUGCCCCAUGGCGCGGGGGUGUCCCUUGGUGUGAACUACAUUCCACACGUUUCCAUAAAGCACCAAAUGCAAUUGUUGGGCUGCUUUUUUUAAUCUUUGCACACAUUAAGAAUCAUGACUACACAGGAAACGUCUUAAAAUGCAGACAGCUCUUUUUUAGAAAUAAGAUAUGUUCAAGGAAUUGCUGUCAAAUAGGAAAUGUGACACCUUUUUAUGUUAAGCAGGCCUUUGAUCUUCAUUCAUCUACAUGACUUGGCACAUAUAAAGUGAGCUGGAGCUUUUGGCUGUGAAAGUUCCAUCAGUGUUACUUUUAGAUAUUUACAGGCUACUGUUACUGUUACUGCUGUUCUACUCUUACUAUUCUAAGCUAGUCUGUACUCUGCUUAGCUUAGCUAGUCUGCUAAACUAAGCUGUUAGCUUCUUCAGUGUUCAUUACAUCUUCUAUGUUUUUGCUUAAUCCCACAUCUUUAGUCCCAAUCUCAUCAGCAUCAAGACUACUAAAGGCUUGAUCUCUGAAUUUAUAACAACCUGACUUUAUAAAAGAAGUAAAGGUAGCCAUGAUGAUAACACUUAAAUAUAGCACUUUAGAAAUCAGAAGAGACCAGAUUUGGAAACAUUUCUCUCCUUGAGAACUAAUAUUUAACAAUGGAAAAAAAAAAAGGAAAAACUUCAUAUUUCAUGAAGGAAGCUGACUGUUUUGAAUGGGAGGACUCAGGUUUUAGGCCAGCACCUAGAAACCUUGUGUGGUACUCAACUUCUAAGCCCUAAGCAGAAAAUCAUCUCUCAUCACUUCACUGUUAUAUCAGCAGCCUGACACUGCACAAAACUAUUUAUCUCAUGACACACUGCAGCACUUGUUGCACAACAUUGAAGCUGCGGUCAUCCAGUGAUUUAGGGUUGUAUUUCCUCUGCAAGUGUUCUGUGCACUGAUGCCACUCAAAGUGUUUUCUUACUGUAUGAUGCAAUUGGUUGGUUGUGUCCUACAGUUAAUAAGAGUUCCAAUGACAAAACAUUUAAUUACUGAAUGAUUUUAGCUUUAAGGAGGUUUCAGUGCAAACUCAUCUUCCUCUUGUAUAGGUGGCCCCAAUCAGCAUCCUGCAAACUUGCAAAGCAUGAGAAAAAAUGCUCAAGGCACAUCUGUCCAAGAUGCUCGAGACAGGGAGCUGCUGGCUCAGCACAACAUCACCCACAUCCUGUCCAUCCAUGAUACAGCUGCGCCCGUUCUGGAGGGCAUCACAUACCUUUGUAUAUCUGCUGGUGACCAUUCCAAGCAAAACCUGAUUCAGUACUUCAGAGACAGCAUCAUGUUCAUCCAUGAAUCCCGACUGAAAGGAGAAGGCUGCCUCGUCCACUGUAUGGCAGGAGUGUCCCGCAGCGUGACUCUGGUGGUGGCCUACAUCAUGACCGUGACAGGUCACGGAUGGGUAGAGUCCCUGGCAGCGGUUCGGUCAGUCAGGCCAUGUGCGGGGCCCAACCUGGGCUUCCUGCGACAGCUGGAGGAGUUUGAAAACACAGAACUAACAGAAUAUCGAGCUUGGUGGAAGGAGCUGUACGGGAAGAACACGUUCAGUGAUGAUGAGGAGAUCGAGGCCCUUUUAAACCGGAAAUCCAGCACCAGCGAUGCCAUGACAACCAGCAUCACUCCUGCGCUGGCCACGAGCAGAAAAUAAAGAAACUCAUUUCUGGAUCUUCAGUCAUUUCUCACCUGAACUUAAGAGGCCGAGGACAGCGGGCUUCUGAUUGGCCCUUUAACCCCACAGAGACCGGAUGCACAUUUUAAAAAUCAUUUUGCCCGCGACCUCGCACAGAAAACUGCGUCAGGAACACCUGUCUCAUAAAAAGUUCAGUGUCAGGAUGAUAAGUUCAGUCUCGUGUGCGUGGAGUUGCUAAGCAGACAUGUGACGGGGGGAUUUUAUGUCACCGUCUUCAGUUCCCUUCGUCAUGUCAUGUCCUUGCCUCUAACUGUCAAAACAACAUGCAAGGGCAGUCAAGCAUGACACCAAGGAAAUAUAUGUACAUACAGUCCACAGUGUGAACACAUACUCCUCCUGUACACCCCCCCACCCCGCCGUCCCCGUCAGUUAUGUUAUGCUGUGUCUUGUACUUGAAAAAUGACUAUUACUUUCUGUGACCGUGUGAGAGCUAAAGAACACUUUAUUUUACUGUAAAAUAUCAGAUGUGCUGUUUUUAAUUAUUGUGCUGUUCUUCCUAAAUGUAAACUUUUCAUUUGAUUUUAUUUGUGCAGUUUAACGUGUGCACAGUCUGUGGAAAUGCAGUUAUAUAUGUAUAGUUUUUAUGUUAACGUUUUCAUGUUAGUUUGCAUUUUGUAUUUUGUUUAAUUACGCAUGCAUUGAGAUGACAUUUAACUCAUCAAGUGAAAAUAUUUAGAUUGUAAUAAUGCAACAAAGGAAUGUAUUAAUCUUCAUUUUUUUUUAGUUAUUUCAAGCCUUUUAGAAACAAAACGAGGGACUAAAAUCCAUCUUUGACAUGGUUUCUGGAUAGAAGCAGUGUUCAGAUCCAGGUAAAGGUCAUAAAUGACUUAAGUAUAAGUACAGAAGUUUAUCGCAUGUAUUGUUUAGAAAAGUAUCUCUGCUGACGAUGAAAUUCUGACCUUAAUUGACAGUAAUUGAAUUAGUUUUGACUUCUUCGUAUAGUGGUCUACAUUGUAGCAGUCAGCUCAAAGGUCACCAGAUAACUGGUGGUGAGAAGAUUCUGCAUCACAGGUCUUUGCCCUUUAAAAUAUUGCACAAUUCUACCUCUUCAGGCCUCUUUCAGUUAUUUAAAUGAAACCAGCUGAAAAGUGGAAGCCACUCCUCAGAGGAACUCAGAACUACAAUAACCAAGGGGCCCAGAGCUCCUAGUGGGGGUCCACGAGCUAGAACGUGUUCAUAAACCCUCCCCAAGUGGCUUAACAUAUAACAGCGCAUGGUCACUUUUAUAUGCUCAUUUUUUAAUUAUUUAAAACCUCAACAUGAGAAGUUGUUCAGCUACAGCUGUCGGCUGAAUAUUGUUGGUUUAAAAGUGCCAUAUGUGAAAUGUAGAGCAGCACUGAGGUUACCUGUGUUGAAGUACAUGCAUUCUGCGCUUCAUACAUCCACAUAUGCAUUUUUCCCAUAGUUGUCAUUUUAAAGAUGAACACUACAGAAAAAAAACCCACUUGACUGAUUUCUGUAACCUGGCAACCGGUUACAGAUUAGGAUCAACUAUGGUAUAACGCUGAUGGGAAGCAUUUGCAUAAUGAGUUCCUUUCAGUUCUCGUGCUGAUAAGUAAGUAAAGCUUCAAAUAAGUACUUAUUACUUCAAAAUUCUACUUUCAAAGUUUUAUAUUUCUGCUUCACUACAUUAGAACAAAAUUGUACUUACUUUUCUGAAUUAGAGAGAGAGAUUAAGAGUAGGAGAGCAUUAAACACAUCAAUCGGAGAUGAGCUUAAUCUCUACAAUGUACAUUAUAAUGUUGCUUCAUGCAUCAGUACUGAUGGGAAAUUCAUUUAUUAAUAAUAGGCGUGUACAGGUAUCAGACUGAUAUCGGUAUCCUGGUUAAUGUCCAUUAUCAGAGGCUGACAUUUAUCUGUUCCAUCACAUACAUGUCCCAUGAGUUAAAUGUUCAAAAUAUACGAAAAUAAAAUCUAUGCAUAAAUAU